Molecule: messenger RNA, 1856 nt
Organism: Hydra vulgaris (swiftwater hydra)
Lineage: Eukaryota; Metazoa; Cnidaria; Hydrozoa; Anthoathecata; Hydridae
Product: membrane-associated tyrosine- and threonine-specific cdc2-inhibitory kinase
Biological process (GO): negative regulation of G2/MI transition of meiotic cell cycle; meiotic cell cycle; protein phosphorylation
Cellular component (GO): cytoplasm; nucleus
Molecular function (GO): ATP binding; protein tyrosine kinase activity
Source: RefSeq, a predicted model, not a curated record
UAAGUCUAAUUAGUUAAAAGAAUUCUUUGAGAUGACCAUAUAUUAUUAGGCGGACCAUAAAGAACACAAGAAGUGCUAUAUCAGGUGAAUAGUAAACAAACCGCGUGACCGACAACUUGACAAAUAUAAACACCAAGAAAAACAUAUAAGAAAAUAAACAUGUCAACAACUACUCCUCGUCCAAUUCCAAUAAUUAUUGAUGACCUUACAUUUUCACGUAAAAAAAGUGGUACAAGGUGUUUGGAAAGUCAUGUUCCAAAGUCUCCAAUAAAAUCUAUUCCACCAAUUAGUAGAAUAUUUCGACAUCGCAAUUUGUCUACACCAGGAGCUUUGUCAGUUAGUUUUAGACAAUCUGGUUUACAAAGCGGUUCAGCAAGCAUAGCAAGUCCUUCAUACAAAAAUGUUGACAAGUUAUAUUUUGACCAAUGUUUUACAAAGCUAUCCAAACUUGGUUCCGGCUCAUUUGGGGAUGUUUAUAAAGUUCAGAGUAAAGAUGAUGGCAAGCUGUAUGCUGUAAAAAAAUCUAGGGAGUGUUUUCGGGGAGAUUUUGACAGAAAGCAAAGAUUAGAAGAAGUGAAUAAAAAUGAGUUAUUACAAGGACACAUAAAUUGUGUUCAAUUUUAUAAAGCAUGGGAGGAACGAGGUUUUUUAUAUAUUCAAACUGAGUUAUGUGAAAUGAGCUUAAAAGAAUACGCUGAGAGUGUACAAGUAGUUGAAGAAAAAGAAAUAUGGAAUAUGCUGGUAGAUUUAUGCAAAGGGUUAAAACAUAUUCAUGAUUCACAGUUUAUUCAUAUGGAUAUAAAGCCUGCAAAUCUAUUUUUAGGACGUGAUGGACACUAUAAAAUUGGAGAUUUUGGUUUAGUUGUUGAACUUUCUAGAGAUUUGAGUGAUGCUAUGGAUGGCGACUCUAAAUAUUUAGCUCCUGAAUUAAUGGAGGGAAAUUUUUCAAAAGCUGCAGAUAUAUUCAGUUUAGGGAUAACUAUUCUUGAACUAGCAUGCAGACUGGAAUUGCCAAAUGGUGGUGCUUUGUGGCAUCGCUUAAGAAACAAUCAACUUCCUAUUGAAUUUACCCAGGGUCUUUCUGAUGAUUUGAUUUUGCUAAUAACAACCUUAAUGAAUUCUAACCCCAAGUUGAGGCCAACUGUUGAUGAUAUUCUUAAAUGGCCUUGUAUUAAACAGGCUGAGUGGAAGAGAGGAUCAAAAAAUAUUUUAGCUGUAAUUUAUAAACCAUUUCACUGGAUCUACUUGAUGAUUAGUCUAAUUUAUCUUUUUUUUCUUAGUAGAAUAUUUAAAAAUCAAAAUAAAAUAAACACUAAAACACAUCUCACAUCAUCACCCAAAUCUAAUUUCAAUUCUAGUUAUGAUUUAUUAAUAAACAAAACAAAAAGCAAUUCUACUUCCUUGUCUCCAAUUUGUUCAAGCAAAAAUAUAGAUGUGUCUCAGCGAAGCCCUUUACUGCAAGGAAUUAGUAAAGAAAAAGAUAGCCCAUUAUUGGGAUCUUUAAAUAGAGACUAUAAAUGGAAAAUAUCGUCAGAUGUGACACCAAAAAAUUCUUUAAAUGUUUCAAUGGACUGUUCUCCCCCAACUGCUCCUUUAGCUGAUAUGGCUGUGCGAUCACGACUUUUUUUAACUUCCAGUGAGGAUGAUGAAGUGCAAAUUGUACCAAAAAAUUUGCUAAACAGUUUUAACUCAUCAGAACUUUAAAAAUGUUUGUAAAUUUAAUCCCAAGUUAUAAAAUUUUCUAGUUGUAUAUUAUACAUUUAAUAUUUAUAUCUAAUCAAUUCUUGCACUGUAUAUAGUGUUGGAUUUAGGUUUUUGAGAACUAGGCUUAAAUGAAUUUUACCUUUAUAUAUAUA